CUAAAGGCCUACUGAAUGGGUGGAUUAAAAAGGGAGGUCCUCCUCUACUUGUUAUGCCAUGUGAUCCCACAAUGCCUCAGCACAGGCCUUCACUCGCAGAGGGUGUAUUUUUCCUCUGGAGCUGACAUUCAAACUGAGCAGGGCCUGUGUCCUCCGAUUAAGGUCGGAGAGGAUGGUUUCCCAGGUUUUUAUAUCAUGUCCCAGUUUCACAUUGCUGAGCUGGCCAGAAGAGGAACUGUUCAAAAGGGGCCUGGAUCAACCUCUCAGCAUGUUGCCUACAAAAUAGGGCCAGCAUUCAACUUCAGAAUUAACACAAGAUCAGCGUAUCCCCUUGGACUACCGGUUGAAUUUGCGUUUGUGACAGUUUUACGAAUGAACGGCAGUACCGUAACCAAGAACUGGAAUAUUUGGCAAAUGCUAGAUUUGAACGGCGAAGAGCAGCUUGCCGUUAGACUGAACGGAGAAUCGCUCUCUCUUGAAUUCACCUUCACAACAUUGAAUAAAACACGAGAGACGGCCGUUUUCCCUUUCCUACCGUUCCUCUUCAACUCUCAAUGGCACAACAUCUUACUGAAAGUCAGCAAGCGUUCUGUAACUCUGUUCGUGGAUUGCAUUAUGGUGGACUCUCAGAACACACCCCAGAGAGGUAUAGUCAACCUGGAUGGAUACACGUUGAUUGGAAAGCUGAAGGAUAACCCCGUUUUAGCAGUGCCAUUUGAACUCCAAUCGAUGCACAUUGAUUGUGAUGUGGGGCGACCACAGACCUGCAAUGACCUACCAGCCAGGACGUCGGUAAGAACCAUUGACAAAACAGACUGCAACCACGGUCAAAUUAUCAGACUUAAUUAUCAAAAUAGCCAGUACAGAGGCUGGUAUUAUCUAGUCCAGGCAACCAUUGUAAAUAAACAACAUGAAAGAUGCUUUGAUGCCUAUGGUACCUCUGGCGGUUCAGUUGGUAGAAACGGAUUCAGCCGGGUGACUUUUUUUGUCGGGGUCCGUCAACCCAACUCAUCCAAGAAAAAGGAAAACAUUUUUACCCGUUCUUGCUGUCCGGGAGAGGGAAGAGCCGGAGAGACCAUGGCUCACGGGCAACUUUUUUGGGUACUUUUGGUGCAGAUUGUCCUUAUUUGCUCCACACAGAGGGCCUCGGGCCCCGUCGGCCCUCCAGGACCCGCAGGUGUCCCAGGAAUUGAUGGUGUCGCUGGUGAGAGGGGAGACGACGGAGAGGAUGGCCCUGCUGGUCCUGAUGGAGAUGCAGGUAAACUAGGCUCAGCCGGGUUGCCAGGUGUGCCCGGGGCUGAUGGUUUGACUGGUCCUACUGGAGACGAAGGUCCCGAUGGUCCCCUUGGACAGAAAGGUGAACCCGGGAAACCAGGACCUCGUGGACUAGCUGGCGUUGGAGACGAUGGACCCCCUGGACCCCCGGGGCCAGGAGGACUUCCAGGUGAUUUGGGAAAAGGUGGACCCCCUGGUGCUAUGGGAGUCAGAGGACCAACAGGACCUGGUGGAUCAGCAGGGCCGAGAGGUGCAGCAGGGAUGCAGGAUUUGAGUGCCGAGCUGUGCCCUGGUGCCUGUCCACCUGGGACACCUGGUCAUCCCGGCCUCCCUGGCAUGAAGGGUCACAAAGGAGUAAAAGGGGAAGGAGGAGAGCCUGGGAAACAAGGGCACAAGGGUGAAGAGGGUGACCAGGGAACCACAGGGGACCUCGGAUCCCAGGGCCCAACGGGUCCUCAGGGAAUCAGAGGCUCCACUGGAAUGAUGGGGCCCAAAGGUGGACUGGGAGCACGAGGACAUGAUGGAGAUCCAGGUCCCCAGGGUGUUGAAGGAGCCACUGGUGACCAAGGCCAGAGGGGCGUGAUGGGCGAGUCUGGUCCUAAAGGUGAUGAGGGAUCUCAAGGUGGAAGAGGAAUCACAGGUCUUCCUGGGCCCAAGGGAAAGGGUGGUUUGUCAGGAGUAGAUGGCCGUGAAGGUAUUCCUGGAUUGCCAGGUGGAAAGGGCACCAUUGGCAAGGCCGGGUCUCCAGGGGAGGUGGGGCUUCAGGGACUUCCUGGAUUACCUGGUUCUCCUGGCUCUAAAGGAACUGGUGGAGAGAAGGGUAGCUCUGGAGAGGCAGGUCUUCUUGGAACAAUAGGAUCUGCUGGUAAAACAGGAGAGCAAGGCAAAGCAGGAGGUCUAGGACCCAUUGGACCCAUUGGCGGACCAGGAGACAGCGGAGUACAAGGACCAGCCGGUCCACCGGGCAAACCAGGGGCCAGGGGACCAAAAGGGGAUCUUGGUCUUCCUGGUGUUCCCGGACCCCCAGGCCUCCCCGGAGUGAAGGGAGAGAGGGGAGAAGCUGGCGAGGGAGGACCUAAAGGGGAGCAGGGGGGACAAGGUUCUGAGGGAACCUCUGGAGACAAAGGAGAUGUUGGUGACCAAGGGGAAGCUGGACCCAAAGGAGUGGUUGGAAACCCAGGAGAGCCUGGUAACAGAGGGCCAGAGGGUAGCAGAGGGCAGCCUGGCAUCGAGGGCCCAGCUGGUACUCCUGGACCACGUGGCAUGCAGGGCAACAGGGGCGCACCAGGAAUCAGGGGGUCACAGGGACCGGCGGGUAAAGAACCAAGCGAUCAACACAUCAGACAAGUCUGCAUGAGAGUUAUGCAAGAGCAGCUAGCCCAGUUGGCUGCCAGUCUAAGGAGGCCGGAGUCUGGAGCAGCGGGCCUGCCUGGUAAGCCAGGGCCUCCUGGUCCUGCCGGACCCCCAGGGGACAGUGGCUUCCCUGGGCAGGCUGGAGCAAGAGGACUGCCUGGCCUCAAAGGACCUCCAGGACUCCUAGGACUCAAAGGACCCAAAGGUGAAUUGGGCGACAGAGGAGACCGAGGUCCCACGGUGCGAGGGGCCAAGGGCCAGCCAGGACCUCCCGGUCUACCAGGUGAGCCCGGAAAGCCUGGUUACGGCCAGGAGGGACGUGACGGCGAGAGAGGACCUCCAGGUGUUCCUGGCCAGGCUGGUGUACCUGGGCCUCCUGGUAAUGCUGGCCCCAACGGCUACUGCGACCCAUCGUCCUGCAACCUCAGACCGGGGGACAUUGACACCAGCAUCAAGGGCCCGGAGGGAACUAGAAACUAGAGCCACCACCCAGUGGAGGCUGGUGUCACUUUAAAUCUGAGGACUGGAUGUAAUGGCUGUAAUGGAAUGAAUGGAAAAGUUUCAAACACCUUGGAUUCUGUUCCAUUUAUUCCAUUAGAGCCAUCACUAUGACCCAUCCCCCCUUCACCAGCUUCCACUGCCCAACACCCAGAGAGGGGUAGAGACAGAGACAGAGACUAAGAUGGCAGAUGGACAGCUCUCCCACCCCAACCCUGGGAGCACACAACAUCCUCACAGCCUCUCUACUCUGAAGGCUGUUGCUGUAAAGUGGUCCAUUCUAACGUAUCUGCAGUGUUUUGUGAGAGUGUUCUGUGCUAGCCAGAUCUCUAUCGGAUAUGAAGGAGUCUUCCACUUCCACAAAUGCGAAACAAAACUAAGUAUUUUGUUGCAAAACAAUAAUAAUCCUGAACCUGUUUGGACGUGUAACAGUUUUUUACAUGACAGAUUUUAUUUUUCUUUUGUUGUUUUCAGAAGUGGGUGCUCUAUUUUAAGAUAGUCAUGUUUUGAAGACUAUAUUUGUUUUUAUUCCACCGUCCCUGUAAACCUAGAUGUCCUUAAUAACCACCAGACAAAUAUCUGUCCUUAAUAACCACCGGACAAUUCACCUGUCCUUAAUAACCACCAGACAAAUUACCUGUCCUUAAUAACCACCAUACAAUUCACCUGUCCUUAAUAACCACCAGACAAAUUACCUGUCCUUAAUAACCACCAUACAAUUUUCCUGUCCUUAAUAACCACCAGACAAUUCACCUGUCCUUAAUAACCACCAGACCACACCUGUCCUUAAUAACCACCAGACAAUAACCUGUCCUUAAUAACCACCAGACAAUCACCUGUCCUUAAUAACCACCAGACAACCACCUGUCCUUAAUAACCACCAGACAAUUACCUGUCCUUAAUAACCACCAGACAAUCACCUGUCCUUAAUAACCACCAGACAAUUCACCUGUCCUUAAUAACCAUCAGACAAUCACCUGUCCUUAAUAACCACCAGACAAUUCACCUGUCCUUAAUAACCACCAGACAAGCACCUGUCCUUAAUAACCACCAGACAAUUCACCUGUCCUUAAUAACCACCAGACAAAUCAACUGUCCUUAAUAACCACCAGACCACACCUGUCCUUAAUAACCACCAGACCACACCUGUCCUUAAUAACCACCAGACAAACACCUGUCCUUUAUAACCACCAGACAUGCACCUGUCCUUAUUAACCACCAGACAUUUUACCUGUCCUUAUUAACCAUCUGGCUGUAUUUGUAUGUUCCCUUUCCUCCUCUCCUCUCACUGAAACAGCUGUAUACUGAAGCCAACAUGUUGAUUUCAGCAGCGGCUCCAUCCACAUCAAAUCACGCUAAUUCCUCCCCAAUAAAGUAAAACCAUAAAGCAAUACCAGGAUUGCCUUUAGCCCAAAGUGUAUUUUUUUUGUAUUUGUAAUGUACUGCAUCAUGUUCUAUAUUGAAGUAUCAAUUACCAAAGAUAGACCUGGUGAAAAACAGUGAUAUCAGUUUGUACAGAAUGUACCUGGGGUAUUUCCAGCCCCCUGCUUUCCUUCCAGAAAUCUAAAUAAAGAGAUAGAAGAUAGGACUGACACCAAGCCACACUGACUGACGGACCUUCCAUAUGCGCUGUACAUCUCUGUAAAUUGUUUUCAAUUGUGGUUAAUUAUAUUUCCUACAAAAAAUAACUAUCCUAAUGAUUGAAUGUGAGGUUUGUUCUCAUUGUACAGUGUGAGGAGGAUUCUGAGAGAUGAUUAUUUUGAAAAUAAAUGGAAUAUUCCCUUUCACAGUA
Molecule: messenger RNA, 4918 nt
Organism: Oncorhynchus mykiss (rainbow trout)
Lineage: Eukaryota; Metazoa; Chordata; Actinopteri; Salmoniformes; Salmonidae
Source: RefSeq, a predicted model, not a curated record